AUGAAUGCAUCAUCUAUUUGCACUGAAAUUAUUGGACAGAGAGAUCCUCUCGCUCGCUGUCGCCACUAUAUUAGCAAAACGAACAUCAGUACUAUGUCCUUCCUUGUUUUUACUGAGAUGCACAUUAGCCAGAAGAUGCGUACGGCGGAGGACCUUGGCUUGGCCGGGGUCUGUAUCCGGCGUAUUUUACCUCCGAGAAGCGUGGGGGAAAGUUUCCCUGCGUUAACGCUAUUCCCAACAGUUGACCACAACUGCUGUAAGUGA
Sparassis crispa is the source of this 264-nucleotide messenger RNA. RefSeq lists its product as hypothetical. Bases 1 to 264 code for a protein of 87 amino acids. The transcript is spliced from 3 exons. The record is from RefSeq and is a predicted model, not a curated record. NCBI's taxonomy places the organism in Eukaryota, Fungi, Basidiomycota, Agaricomycetes, Polyporales, Sparassidaceae.